Molecule: messenger RNA, 2415 nt
Organism: Solea solea (common sole)
Lineage: Eukaryota; Metazoa; Chordata; Actinopteri; Pleuronectiformes; Soleidae
Product: vascular endothelial zinc finger 1-like
Exons: 7
Coding region: 57-1559 (500 amino acids)
Biological process (GO): regulation of transcription by RNA polymerase II
Cellular component (GO): nucleus
Molecular function (GO): RNA polymerase II cis-regulatory region sequence-specific DNA binding; DNA-binding transcription activator activity, RNA polymerase II-specific
Source: RefSeq, a predicted model, not a curated record
GUUCGGCUGCUUUGUUAUAGAUUCCUUGUAGGUUUCCUGCAGAUUUUAGUGUUGCAAUGGAACCGAGCUGGAGUACGUUUUUGUUUCAGCAGGCCAAUGAGGCUCUGCAUCACCAGCACCAAGUAGCCGGGAAUAGCCUCUUGCCUUUGCUCAAUUCUGGAACGGAGCCACCUGAUCAAAAACCGGUGCUGCCAAUUCCCUUGGACCAGAAACCCCCUGUCAGUGCUGCGGAACUUCUUAAAGACAAUGUGGCCAGUGGGACUGGUGGAGGAAGUGGUGGGCCUCCUCUUGCCGUGGUCAAAAAGGAGCCCAAAUCAAAAACACCUUUCAUCUGUGGCUACUGCAACAAGGCUUUCCGAGACAGCUACCAUCUGCGGCGACACGAGUCUUGCCACACCGGCAUCAAGAUGGUUUCAAGACCUAAGAAAAUGCAAACAGCCCCCACCAUGGUGCCGCUCAUAUCCACUGUACCACGGGAGAAUAGCGGAAAUGCUUCGUACAUUACUACUGUAGCUGGUAUCUUGACUACAGCCACCACGUCAACAUCCACAGGUACUAGCGUCAUGACUCCAAUGCAACACCAACACCAACAGCAGCAGAGCUUCCCUAAGAAGCCUGCCAAGCCAGUGAAAAAGAAUCAUGGCUGCGACAUGUGUGGUAAAGCCUUCAGAGAUGUAUAUCACCUCAACCGCCAUAAGCUGUCACACUCUGAUGAGAAGCCAUUUGAGUGUCCCAUCUGUCAGCAGAGGUUUAAGAGGAAGGACCGCAUGACAUACCAUGUACGCUCCCAUGAUGGUGGAGUUCACAAACCUUACAUCUGUUCUGUCUGUGGGAAAGGCUUCUCCAGACCUGAUCACCUAAGCUGUCAUGUCAAGCAUGUCCACUCCUCUGAGAGGCCAUUCAAGUGCCAAGUUACGGCCUGUACCUCUGCUUUCGCUACCAAAGACCGUCUGCGCUCCCACAUGAUCAGGCAUGAAGGCAAAGUGACCUGCAGCAUCUGUGGUAAAAUGCUAAGCGCUGCCUACAUCACAAGUCACCUCAAGACACAUGGCCAGGCCAACUUCAGCAACCCAUGUAACAAUAAAGGCAUAAGUGACUGGCAGUGGAACCACUCAGGGCCACGAAAAGGUGAGUUGACAGUAGGAGAGAUUUUAAAUAACUCCUUCCAAGUCCUAAUUGACAACUCUCACAAAGAUGCCAACAAUGUGCACAACUCGGCUAACACGACACCGGUCACCAACUCGGCAGCUAUCACUUCAUCUAUGAACCGCGGUAACAACGCCAGCAACCCCAUUACCAUCGCCGCUCAGAUGAACAUCGCCACCAGCACGGUCAACAUCACGUCACCAAUCAACCUGCAGCACCCCGUCACCAUCACUGGCCCCGUGAACCUGACCUCUGUCAACAUCCCGACGACGGCACACAUGAAUAUCGCCCAUCCGGUUGCUAUCACCAAUGCCAUGUCCAUGAAUAUCACCGGGCCGCUCAACAUCGCCAUGAGGCCCAUGGAGAGCAUGCCUUUUCUAUCCCAAGUUCUGCCUUCCUCCCCUCCUUGGUAGAGCCGGUUUUAGCCCAUGUAACAGCAGAUAAUGUCUCAACUGCCUAAUAAUGAGCCUGUCAAAAUGCGUUGAAUUUCAAAAGGCAACAACUAAUGUAUUGCAACCACGUGGUUAGUAACCAUAAUCAUUACUUGUAGGAGUCAUCGGGUUUGUAGCUGUUUGCUAUCGCGUUGGUUUUGUCUGGAGUGUUUUUUUUCCCGCCCUCCGCUCUUUUUAAAAUAAAGACCACCACAGUUGGUAGGUUUUUAAAAAGCUUGGAAAUGGUCCUGAAGUUCAGUACUGCUAACUCCAGAGCGAAGAGUAAACACAAACUCGGAUUGACUCAUUUAUGACCUGUUCACUAGAUGAAUUUCCUGAAUGGUGUCACAGACGACAGAGUAUCUGAAAUAAAUUCUUCCACGUGUCGAUGGGGGAAACAGGUUCCCUGAAAAAGACAAUUUUGUACCAAAGAUUUUCUUAGUGUUUGCCACUAAAAUGACAUAUUUUGAACAAUAAACAAGAAAACCUUUGCACAUUAAGACCCUCGAGGAACCAAAAGUUUUUGUUAAGAUGAAAUGAGUGUUGCACCCGUCCCUAAUUUGUCGACACCGUUUUACAGUGAAAGCCAACAUGGUAAAAUGUUGCCUCUUAAUCGUUACACAUCAUGUAUAGUAUGUUGCAAGAAUGCUACUUAUUGCAGGAUUUAAGUUCAUGAUAAACCACUUGCAUUAAUGUCAGUUUAUCAUGAACGGGGCUUAUUACACUUUAAAAACCAAGAGUAUUGUUUUUCCACCUUGACGUGGGUUGAAUUAUUGGGCAGUUAUUACAUUUUCAUCUGCUGAAACCACAUUUGUUUUGCUUAUCUCUUUUGUCUCUC